This is a messenger RNA of Cyanistes caeruleus (blue tit), 987 nucleotides long. Lineage: Eukaryota; Metazoa; Chordata; Aves; Passeriformes; Paridae. The record is from RefSeq and is a predicted model, not a curated record.
UCGCGGAUUUCGGGAGAAUUUGAGGAGAUUUUGGGGGAUUUUUGGGAAUUUUUGGAAGUUUUGGGGGAUUUUGGGAUUCUCCGUUACCUCUCCACCCCUCACAGACCCCAGAGACGCGUCCGGAGCGGCGAUGGCCGCCAAGGUGAAGGUGGAGAAGCCAGAGCUGGAGGCGGCGGCGGCGCGGCGACGUCUCGACGCCGUCCUGGAGCAGCUCCUGCAGCGCGGGCCCAGGGAGCCGCUGGAGGAGGAGCCUGGGAAAGCCCCCGGGGACCCCCCGGCCAAGGAGGCCUCGCCCAGCGCUCCGGGAAAAAGGCCGCCCGGGCGAUUCCCGCAGCAGCGACGGAAGAAGAGGAGAGAGGGGGGGGAGGGGCUGGAGCCGCCUCCCCAAAAACAGAGUGAGCCCAAAAACCCGGAAUUGUCACCCAAAAACCGGGAAUUGUCACCCAAAAUUGGGAAUUGUCACCAAAAACCGGGAAUUGUCACCCAAAAACCCAGAAUUGUCACCCAGAAUCGGGAAUUGUCACCCAAAAACCGGGAAUGGUCACCCAAAAACCCGGAAUUGGCACCCAAAAUCGGGAAUUGUCACCCAAAAACCCGGAAUUCUGACCCAAAAUUGGGAAUUGUGGCCCAAAAACUGGGAAUUCUCACCCAAAAUUGAGAAUUGUGGCCCAAAAAUUGGGAAUUCUGACCCAAAAUUGGGAAUUGUCACCCAAAACCGGGAAUUGUGACCCAAAAACCGGGAAUUGUCACCCAAAAUCGGGAACUGUCACCCAAAAUCCGGGAAUUGUCACCCAAAAUUGGGAAUUCUCACACAAAAACCGGGAAUUGUGACCCAAAAACCCGGAAUUGUCACCCAAAAUUGGGAAUUGUCACCCAAAAUUGGGAAUUCUGACCCCAAAAUGGGGAACUGGGAAUCGGGGCUGGGUUUUGGGGUGAUUUUGAGGUGUUUAGGGUCAUUUUGGGGUGAUUUCGGGUGGUUUUGGGAUG